Molecule: messenger RNA, 833 nt
Organism: Medioppia subpectinata
Lineage: Eukaryota; Metazoa; Arthropoda; Arachnida; Sarcoptiformes; Oppiidae
Source: the annotation of a GenBank genome assembly
UCACAUCCUCACUACUGAAUACAUCCGCCAAAAACGACUGAACAAAUAGUAUAUGUUUUAGCAUUAAAUUAAUAUUUUCUGAUUAAAAGUGCCUCAAAAUUUAGGCUUUUGAUUGAUUAUAUAAAUGAAUUGACAAAUUAUAAAGAGUUAGUGCAAAAUGCAAGCCAUUAAGUGUGUGGUAGUCGGCGACGGAGCUGUGGGUAAAACAUGUCUAGUGAUAAGCUAUAUAACAAAUGCCUUUCCCGGCGAAUUCGUCCCAACAGUUUGGGAUAAUUUUACGGCUAAUGUUAUGGUUGACAGAAAGUCCAUAAAUCUGGACCUUUGGGAUACGGCUGGUCAGGAGGAUCACGAUCGACCGCGAAUACUCUCAUAUCCACAAACGGAUGUGUUACUAAUCUGUUUCUCUCUCGUAAAUCCGGACUCAUUUGAAAACGUCAAAUCAAAGUGGUACCCAGAGGUGAGCCAUCACUGCCCGCAGACACCCAUCGUAUUAGUGGGAACUAAACUGGAUCUGAGAGACGACCCGAAUAUUAAGUACAAACUCAAGAUCCGAAACCUGCGGCCCGUGUCGUACGCACAGGGAAUGUCAAUGGCUAAGGAUAUCGGCGCCACUAAAUACCAGGAGUGUUCGGCUCUCACUAAAAAGGGUCUCAAGAAUGUGUUCGAUGUGGCCAUCCGUGCCGUCCUCUGCCCCGAGAGGCCACACAAAUGCACUCUUAUUUGAGUGACAAUUAUUGUGUAGUUUUAAUGUGAUUUUUACUGAUUAUUUUAAUUAUUUAGCUAAUCAUUGGUCAAAUUAAAUUUACCAACAAUUAGUAUUGUUGUAAACCUAU